Monodelphis domestica (gray short-tailed opossum) is the source of this 6775-nucleotide messenger RNA. It is a transcript of the gene PRR12, whose product is annotated as proline rich 12. Lineage: Eukaryota; Metazoa; Chordata; Mammalia; Didelphimorphia; Didelphidae. The record is from RefSeq and is a predicted model, not a curated record.
GCAGAGGCGGCGGCGGCGGCGGAGAGAGGCCCCGGGCCCGGGCCCCCGGCGGCGGCGGCGGCGGCGGCGGCUGUGAGCGCGCCGCGCCCCCUCCCCCUCCCACCCCCAUCCCGGCCCGCCCGCCCCCACCGCGGCCCCUUCAUGGACAGGAACUACCCGAGCGCCGGCUUCGGGGACCCGCUCGGCGCCGGGGCGGGAUGGAGCUACGAGAGGUCAGCCAAAGCUAGCUUGGUAUAUGGCGGCUCCAGGACUUCCCACCCGGAGACGGACAUCCUACAUCGACAGGCUUAUGCGGCCCCCCACCCUCUUCAGGGUUAUGCCACCAACCAUCACCCCGCAGGGCUCUCCGGCUUGUUUGACACGGGCCUUCACCACGCCGGCUCCGCGGGCCCGGACGCCUCCGUCAUGAACCUGAUCUCGGCCCUGGAGUCCCGGGCGCCCCAGCCGGGCCCGUCCGCCUCUUCCCUCCUGUCACAGUUCCGGAGCCCGUCCUGGCAGACAGCCAUGCACACCCCCGGCCCCACGGAGCUGUUCAUCUCGGGCGCCCUGCCCGGCUCGGGGACCUUCCCGUCGUCCUCGGCCCUGUCCGCCUACCAGCACCCGGCGUCGUUUGGGGGCCGCCCCUUCCCGGUGCCGUCGUCCCUCAGCCUCCAGGACCCUCCCUUCAGCCCCCCGGCCAACGGGCUGCUGUCGCCGCACGACGUGCUGCACCUGAAGCCCUCGCAGGCACCGGCGGUGCCCUCCUCGCUGGGCUUCGAGAGGCUGGCGGGGGGCGGCGUGCUGGGGCCGGCCAGCCUGGGCCCGGCACAGACGCCCCCCUACCGGCCGGGCCCCCCGGAGCCGCCGCCCCCGCGCCACCUGCCCACGCAGUUCAACCUGCUGGCGUCGUCGUCCUCGGAGCAGUCGUCCCCGCAGCUGUACAAUUUCUCGGGGGCCGCCCCUCCGGGGCCCCCUCCCGAGCGGGCCCUGCCGAGGCAGGACAGCGUCAUCAAGCACUACCAGCGGCCGGCCAGCGCCCAGCCGCCCCCGCCGCCGGCGGCCCACUCCCUGCAGCACUACCUGAGUUGCGGGGGCAGCUACCCGCCCCCCACCAUGGGCCACAGGGCCGGCCUGGCCUGCAGCCCCCUGGGCGGGGAGCCCUCCCCUGGGGCCGGGGAGGCGGCCAAGGCCGGGCAGGGGGCCGGCGCGGGGGCCGCGGGGGCUGGGGGUCGGGCGGCCGGCCCGGAGGCUGGGCCGGGGACUGGGGGACAGGGGGCCGGGGCGGCGGGGGGCGGCUACCGGCCCAUCAUCCAGUCGCCUGGGUACAAGGCGGCCAAGGGGGGCUACGGGGCGGGGGCCGCGGCGGGGCGGCCCCCCCCUUCCCGUUCCACGGCCACACCCAAGUGCCAGAGCCUGGGGGGUGGGGGCUACGCCACAGGGACCGGGAAGCCCAGCGGGGGAGGCAGUGGGGGCGGCCAAGCCUAUUCCCCAGGCCAGCCUCAGGGUCUCCUUGGGCCCCAGGCCUAUAGCCAGGGUUUCGGAGCCAGCCAGGCCCAAGACCUGAGUAAGGGGCCCAGCUACACGGCGGGGCCUCCCCAGGCCCAGCCGGGCGGCCCCCCCCCGCAGCCUCCCCCCAGCCUGACCACCUGCCAAAGCUACUCGCCCGACCAGCUCCAGAGCCUCCCUUACGGGGUGCAGGGCGAGGGCUACCCCGGGCCGGCCCCCCACUCCCAGGGCCUGCCCACGGCCAGCCCCUCGCUCAGCUACAGCACCGGCCACUCCCCGGCGCUCUCGGGCCACGGCGGGGCCUGGGGCCACACGUCAGCUUCCCUGGGGGCGGGGGGCGGGGGGGAGGCCAGCCCCUCGCACAUCAUCCGGCCCCUGCAGUCUCCACCAGCCGCGGGGGGCCGCCCCCCCGGAGUGGCCAGCCCUGGCGCCCCUGGGAAGUACCUGAGCUCUGUGCUGGCGUCCCCCACCUUCCUGGGCCCCCCCGGGGGUGGCGGCGGCUACCCUGGGGCGGGGGGAACCGGGGGCUACAAGGGCAAAGGAGACGGAGGGGAGCUGCUGGGGGGGCCGGGCAGCGGGGGGACGGGCCAGCGGACGGACGACGAGGAGUUCCUCAUUCAGCACUUGCUGCAGGCCCCCAGCCCGCCCCGGGGCUCGGGCCCCGACGGGCUGGAGUGCGAGGAGCAGAGGGCUGGCGAGGGACCGGGUGGCGCAGGUGGCCCCAAGGCCGCCGCCUAUGACUUAGCCAAGGAAGAGCAGCAGCGCUACCACCUGCAGAGCGUGAUCCGCACCAGCGCCAGCCUGGACGAUGGCGCCACCCUCGAGCUGGGGCUGGGGCGGCUCAAGGACAAGAAGAAGGCGGCCGGCGGCGAGCGGGGCGCGGGCACCCCCGAGGCCCUGGCCACCUCAGUGGUCCACUACGGGGCCGGGGCCAAGGACCUGGGGGCCUACCUGCAGAAGACGCCCCCCCCCACGGCUUCCGCCCCGCCGCCUCCCCCCCACCACAGCCUGCUCCUGGAGGGGGCCCCUGAGCUCCCCCUGGUGUUGCCCCCACCUCCGCCCCCACCCCCGCCCCAGCUUCUGCCUUCCGUGCUGAGCCAUGCACCCAGCCCCCCGGCCCCGCCGCCAGCGCCCCCGCCCCGCAAGGUGGGCGUACACCUCCUCGAGCCGGCCCCCCGGGAUCCUGGACCUCUCCAGCUAGAGGCCCACCUGCGGGGCCCGCCGGGCCUCGAGGCCUCCCCCAGCCCCCGGCUGCGGGCCGACGAGGGACUCGAGGCCCCGGGGGCCAUGCAGGACCUGCUGGGUGCCCUGGAGCCCCUGCCCCCGCCCCCCACCGAGGCGGGCGGCCCCCAGCCGGGAGAGGCCAAGGACCCGGCCGGAGCCUACCGCAGCCCCAGCCCACAGGGGCCCAAGGCACCCCGCUUUGUGCCCUUGACGUCCAUCUGCUUCCCCGACUCGCUGCUCCAGGAUGAGGAACGGAGCUUCUUCCCCACCAUGGAGGAGAUGUUCGGCGGGGGUACCGGCGAUGACUACGCCAAGGCUGGGCCCCCGGAGGACGAGGCCGACCCUAAAGGAGGGGGCGGUGGAGCCGCCCCCCCGGGGCCACCCGCCUAUGACCCCUAUGGUCCCUACUGCCCUGGGGGGCCGAGUGGGGGUCCCGAGCCACCCGGGCUGGGCCUGGACCCCGGCAAGACCCCGGUUGAGCUGCCAUCCACGGUGAACACAGAGCCGCUGGGCCUGAUCCAGGCCGGCCAGCACCAGCAGCCCCCGCCACCGCCACCGCCUCCCCCACCGCCCCCUGAGACCAAGGGUGGCCUCACAUCCCCCAUCUUCUGCUCCUCCAAGCCCAAGAAGCUGCUGAAGACGUCAUCCUUCCACCUGCUGAGGCGCCGGGACCCCCCCUUCCAGACCCCCAAGAAGCUCUACGCCCAGGAGUACGAGUUCGAGGCUGACGAGGACAAGGCCGACGUCCCUGCCGACAUCCGUCUCAACUCCCGCCGCCUCCCUGACCUGCUGCCGGACCUCGUGUCCAGCUGCCGCUCUCGGCCGGCCCUCUCGCCCCUGGGUGACAUCGACUUCUGCCCGCCGGCCCCUGGCCCGACUGGGCCCCGGCGCCGGGGAAGGAAGCCCACCAAGGCCAAGCGGGAUGGCCCACCCCGGCCCCGGGGACGGCCCCGUAUCCGACCCCUGGCUGAACCUCCUCCAGGGCCCCAGUUGGGACCCUCCACCCCUGGCGCCCAAGCUGAUGGAUCCAGGAAGCCCCGGGGCCGGGGCCGGGGCCGGGGCCGAAAGACUGAGGAGCCCAGCGCUGAGGGCCUGGAGCCUCUUAAGCCACUCAAGAUCAAACUGGCUGUGCCCAAAGUGGGUGAGGGUGGCGGCCCCGUGGCAGGGGAGCCGGCGUCUUCCGGCCCCGUGGAUGGCGGCCUGGACUCCAGCCAGACCCGGGAGAAAAUUCAGGCGAAGAUCAAGGAGGUGGAGGAGAAGCAGCCAGAGAUGAAGUCCGGCUUCAUGGCCUCUUUCCUGGACUUUCUCAAGUCGGGCAAGCGUCAGCAGCUGCCCUCGGGCUCGGGGCCUCCCCCCAGCCCUUCUAAGGCAGGGCCCGCCCGGACUCUUGGGCCUCCCCCGGCCUCUGUGGCGCCCCCUCCGCCUCCUCCACCCCCCGCCCCCCCCUUCGGGCUCGGGGGGGCCCUGGAGGCCGCAGAAAGCGACGGCUUGGGCCUCGGGUGCCCCUCUCCCUGCAAACGAUUGGAUGAAGAAUUGAAGCGAAACCUGGAGACGCUGCCCUCCUUCUCCUCUGAUGAGGAGGACUCAGUGGCCAAGAACCGGGACCUCCAGGAGAGCAUCUCCUCUGCCAUCUCUGCCCUGGAUGAUCCGCCGGCCCCCAAGGACGCUGCCCCUGCUGCAGCCUCCAGCCCUGAGGCCCCUGUCAUGGAAGAGAAGCCACCUCCAUCCCCGGCUCCAUCUUCUCCCCCCUCCCCCCCUUCCCCUCCUCCCUUGGUGCCCCCUGACCCUGCCUCUUCCUCCCCACCCCCUCCGCUGCCGCCGCCUCCUCCUCCACCCCCUCCUGCUCUCCCUCCCGUGCCGAUGGCACUGCUCCCUCCGCCGGAUGCCCCGGCCCCGGCCCCUUCCCCCGAGGAGCCAGAGCCCCCCGAUGCCCGGCCCCUGCACUUGGCCAAGAAGCAGGAGACGGCCGCGGUGUGUGGGGAGACUGACGACGAGGCGGGGGAGAGCGGGGGCGAGGGCAUCUUCCGCGAGAGAGACGAGUUCGUCAUCCGGGCCGAGGACAUCCCGGCUCUCAAGUUGGCCCUGCAGACAGGCCGAGAGCCACCCCCUAUCUGGAGGGUUCAGAAGGCCCUUCUCCAGAAGUUCACCCCCGAGAUCAAGGACGGACAGAGGCAGUUCUGCGCCACCAGCAAUUACUUGGGCUAUUUUGGGGAUGCCAAGAACCGCUACCAGCGCCUAUACGUGAAGUUUCUGGAGAACGUGAACAAGAAGGAUUACGUGAGAGUCUGUGCUCGAAAGCCUUGGCAUCGGCCCCCAGUGCCUGUCAGGCGUCCAGGACAGCCAAAGGGUACUCCAGCAUCAUCUGGGACAGCAGCCCCAGGAAGUGGGGUGUCACUUCCCAAGCCUCCAGGUCCCCCUUCAAAGUCAGAGCCCCCCGAGAAGACCCCUGAAAAGGCCCCCGAGAAGACCCCUGAGAAAGCUCCUGAAAAGGCCCCUGAGAAGACCCCUGAGAAGACCCCCGAGAAGUCCCCAGAGCCAGUCCCAGAGAAGCCACCCACUCCAGCCCGCCCUCCUGAUAAGGAGCGGAGCCUUCGGUCAGAGCGGGUCACUCGAGGGGAACGUGGGGCCCGCCCUGGCCCACCUGCAGCGGAAGCCCCUCCGGCCAGGCCCCCACGACCCCCAAAAGCCCGCCCAGCCAAGGUGAAGGCCGAGCCUCCCCCAAAGAAGAGGAAGAAGUGGCUGAAGGAGGCGAGUGAACGUUCGGCAGCGACUAGAGGCAGCUCCUCGGAAUCGGAGUCCUCCCCCGGGCCCCCCAGUGAGGAUGAGCGGGCGGCCCCAGGGCGGCUGCUAAAGACUCGGGCCAUGAGGGAGAUGUAUCGGAGUUAUGUGGAGAUGCUGGUGAGCACGGCCCUGGACCCUGACAUGAUCCAGGCCUUGGAGGACACGCAUGAUGAGCUGUAUCUGCCCCCGAUGAGGAAGAUCGAUGGAAUCCUCAAUGAGCACAAGAAAAAAGUCCUCAAGCGCCUUUCCCUGAGCCCAGCCCUGCAGGAUGCCCUGCACACCUUCCCCCAACUGCAGGUGGAACGUGGCAGCAGUGGCACUGGGGGAGCAGAGGGAACCCCUGGCUCGGGCUCUGGCGCCGUGCGGCUUCGGCCCGCGGGGGAUCCAUAUAACCGAAAGACCCUGAGCAAGCUGAAGAGGACUGUGGCCCGGGCCCAGGAGUUCAAGGUGGAGCUGGACAAGUCGAGCUUCUACACGCUCUAUCAUGCUCUCCACCACUACAAGUACCACACGUUUCUCCGCUGCAGGGACCAGACGCUGGCCAUCGAGGGAGGCGCGGACGACCUGGGGCAGGAGGAGGUGGUGCAGCAGUGUAUGAGAAAUCAGCCCUGGCUGGAGCAGCUGUUUGACUCCUUUAGUGACCUCCUGGCCCAGGCCCAGGCCCAGGCCCAAGGCCGCUGCGUGUGACCCUGGGCUCCCGGCAGCCAGGCCCGGCCCGAUGCCGCCCCAUCCCCGGCCUGGGGCCUGUGACUGUCCCCGCCUCGCCCUGCUGGGUUGUGCCCUCCCUUUCACUGUACAGAGAAAUUAUUUAUAUAUAUCUGUAUAAAUGUCUAUUUAGUGCCCUCCCUCCUCUGCCCUCCCCCAUGUACAUACUGUAUAGGAGAAGUCUAUGUCUGGGUGGCGGCCCGGGGAGCGCGGGGCCCCUCCUGCCGCCCUGCCAGCCAAGACCUUUUCUGGGAGGGCCGCCAUCCCCACGGGGGCUGGGGCGGGGCGGGGGGGGGGAUCUCCGUCUUGUUAAUUAUUUUUAAUCUUAUUUAUUGUACAUACCUUUGGGGAGGGCGGGGGGGGGGGGCUCGCCUCCUCCGGGGCGCUUUGCUUUGCCCGGCCGCCGCCGCCGCCUCCAUUGGGUUUCUGAGUGUUGUCUGAAUGUGGUUCUUUUUUAUCAGUCUGUCCCCCCAGCCCUCCUCUCCCUGGUGUCUCCUCUGUCUCUCUCGGGCUUCUAUACGAUUCACCUUGUAUACACUGUGUACACAGAACCAGCCAAACAGCAACCACGUUAUUUGCA